This is a messenger RNA of Pungitius pungitius (ninespine stickleback), 4993 nucleotides long. RefSeq names its product cyclin D2, a (gene ccnd2a). NCBI's taxonomy places the organism in Eukaryota, Metazoa, Chordata, Actinopteri, Perciformes, Gasterosteidae. The record is from RefSeq and is a predicted model, not a curated record. The coding region runs from base 221 to 1114 and encodes 297 amino acids. Gene Ontology annotation, molecular function: cyclin-dependent protein serine/threonine kinase regulator activity. Gene Ontology annotation, biological process: mitotic cell cycle phase transition; regulation of cyclin-dependent protein serine/threonine kinase activity. Gene Ontology annotation, cellular component: cytoplasm; cyclin-dependent protein kinase holoenzyme complex; nucleus. The transcript is spliced from 5 exons.
UCUGGCCAGGCGGAUGAAAGUAGAGGCGCACUGUGGGUAGAGAGGAAAAAGUUCUCGACAAGGAGAGGCAGGACUACUCUUACGGAGCUCCUGCAGUCUCACUUUUUUAUGCCUCUUCAACACUUUCGCUGCCAUCAUUUUGUAUUUUUGCUCUGCAACGCCGCUUCUACGCUUCCGUGAGAGAAAUACUACCUUUUUUUUCUACUUAAGUGAAAGCACCAUGGAGCUGCUCUGCCUCGAAAUGGACACCAUCCGAGCUCGUCCCGAUCCGAACCUCCUGUGCGAUGACAGAGUCUUGCAGAGCUUGCUGACCAUAGAGGAGAGGUUUCUACCCCAAUAUUCCUAUUUCAAAGGCGUCCAGAAAGAUAUUCAACCGUUUAUGAGGAGGAUGGUCGCUACUUGGAUGUUAGAGGUUUGUGAGGAGGAGAAGUGCGAGGAAGAAGUUUUUCCCCUGGCCAUGAACUACUUAGAUAGAUUUUUAGCUGUGGUACCCACCAAAAAGUGUAACCUGCAGCUGCUGGGAGCAGUGUGCAUGUUUCUUGCAUCCAAAUUGAAAGAGACCCGUCCAUUAACCGCAGAGAAGCUUUGCAUCUACACAGAUAACUCCAUCAGACCACAAGAGCUGCUGGAGUGGGAACUUGUGGUGUUGGUAAAAUUGAAGUGGAACCUGGCAGCAGUGACACCCAACGACUUCAUCGAGCACAUUGUGAGGAGGCUGCCGCUGCCCGAGGACAAGCUGGUGCUCAUACGCAAACAUGUCCAAACCUUCAUCGCCCUCUGUGCCACAGAUUUCAGAUUUGCCAUGUAUCCUCCCUCGAUGAUCGCCACAGGAAGUGUGGGGGCAGCGAUCUGCGGCCUGCAGCUGGACUCAGCUGACCAGUCACAGUGGGGCGACAGUCUGACAGACCUGCUGGCCAAAAUCACAAACACAGAAGUGGACGUCCUCAAAGAGUGCCAGGAGCAGAUUGAGCGCGUGUUGGUGAGCAGCCUGCGUGAGGGCCGCCAGCAGCAGCAGCAGCAGCAGCAGCAGACGCAGAGAGGCCCCAGCGGGAAAGGCCUGGACGAGCUGGAUCAGUCCUCCACCCCCACAGACGUCCGCGAUGUCAACUUGUGAACCACCAGAGGGCGAUAUUGCACAGGAUUUACAAAAAAAAAGCAUCAUGAAAAAAAACUUUUUUUUUUUUUUAAUGCAGAAAAAAAGAACAAAAGAAGAAAAACGUCAAAAAAAAGACACAAGCCCUUUAAGAGAAAAAGAACAAUGCUUGCUAGUUUUUUUUUUUUUGUAGAUUUUUCUGUUCUUCAAAUCAAAAACAACUGCCCACAAAAUAGAUUUUCUACAAUGUUUUUGUCCAAAAGCAACAAAUUUGAUUGAAGAUGACGCUCUGGUGCCUUGGAUAUACAGAAGGGAAGCCAAUCAUAUUUGCAUUCUGCCUUUGAUUGUAUAGUAUGACCGUUAAGUUAUAUGAACCCUUGCUAGAAGUUGUGGAAACCAUUCAAAAAUGUCACGGGAUCACGGCGGGCCUUCUUUUAUUUUUUUCUGUUUGGUUUUACAUGAGUAGUAUCACUAUAACAUUCGUGGCUGAUGCAAGAGAGGACACGAGCUCCUCGACCAUCAGAAGGUCCACGUGAGAGAGACGGGCGAAGCCGUGAGAACAUGAUGCUUAAAGUUGGUGGGGUCACGAUCCCAUGGAAGAGACGGGAUCAUAAUAAUUAUUGGUAGUAUUAGUAAUUGUUAUGAUUAUUAUAGACAAUAUCAUUGGAUAUGUUUUGGAACUGAGUAGUAGAGAUCAAUAAGCUCCUCUUUGUCUGGCUGCUUGUGUGUCAGUUUGGUGCGUGUACGCGUUUAGAUGCGAGCACGCCGGAUUUCGAGCAUGCGUGCGUGUGGGUCUGUGGUAUGAAUGCUUCACGUGAACCUGAACCUCCGGUAGCCGCGUGCGUUCUCUGACUUAAAGACUGCGUAUGAGCAGGAGAAGGCUACACAUAGUUUGUCCAUCAGUACAACAGGGCAUCAAUGCUAGAUCACUGCCUCCAUGCAUUAACAGUGGAUCGUUGUUGGCCAACAAUAAACUCGUGUGCACGCACUAUGAGUUACACGGAUAAACAUUUAGCAAAGGAGGGUGCGGGCGAAGGGACUUUCACUUAGAGACCCUUAUCUUUCCAAGAGCAUUUUCCCUGAGGUGUUAAACCUCAGCCUUGGAGGUCAUUCGAGGUGUUUGUUUAUUACUACCAUUCUUAUGACGAUGCAGAUACUUCUUUCUAUUCACGUUGUUACGAGAUGGUGUCUCUCCAGCUGGACACAGUUGUGAUGACGAAUGAGAUGCUUUUUAAAGUCCGGAGAACAUUGGGCUCCUCUGAAUUACUUAGCAGGGACGGCACCAGGUGUGGUGUGGAAAGAAUCAGAAAGAGAGGGACCGUUUUUGCAACUAUGAAAGUCCCCGUUGAACUGUGGGAGGCAUGUGAUUGCCAGGCCCAGGUUGGUAGGACAGAGAGGGGUCUUUGGUCGUGCUGCUGUGAAGAGGAUUCGCAGCCAGUGGCCUUAUGAUUAAAAAACAAACAAACGUUGACAUCUUCAUAUUUGGCUGGAACCAACAUUCAUUUCUCAUGAUGAAUGUCUACAAUGACGGAGCGGAGUGAACACAAACAUCCUGGGUUUUGAAAUGAAUCAAUGAGGAACCAAGCAACGCCGGGUCAUGUGUGGAUGAACUUUCAUGUAGGGGGACUGGGUCGGGUGGGUGGGCGGGGGAUUAGAGGAGUACGGGAUGAUAAUUUACUGUCAAUGCAUCUGGAGUCCCACAUAGGGUUGUUUAAGCUGCCCUAUAUGAUUUCAAUGGCAAAGCACUUUGAGAACAUGCUCCCCAGGAGAUAAGUAGAUGAAAUGUGUCAGGUUGUGAUUGGAGGUGAAUGGAUUUUUCUUCUUUUUUUUAAAACUUUUUUUUCCUUGUUAGCCUUUUCUUUGGUUACCUUUGUAGGGCUGGUUUCCCAAUCAUCAGACAUACCCUCGUCAAGCAAGAGUCCAAUUUAAAAAAAAAAAAAAAAGCUUUUCCACAACUUGCGACGAGAGGACAUUCCAAUAAAAAAAAAAAAAAGUAAAAAAAACAUUCCUUUUUUCGGUGGGGAGUCUGAUCAUUCAGAGAAUUUGAGCAAAUACAAAAGGCCAAUAUGAUUUGGAAAAAUGCCUCCACGCAGAGUUCACUGAUCCACGGGUCCUGUUUGAUUUUAUUUCACUUUUUUAAAGAAGAAAUUAAAUAUUUGUUUCUACUUGAAUUUUUUUUUUUUUUUCUUGAUAUUUAUCAGCAUCCCAGCCACCGAUGGUCACACAUGGGCAGCACCGAGCUACACGAGGAGGUGGUCGUAACAUCUAAUAUUUGCACAUGUUCUUCAGAGGGCCAUGAGGUUUGCAUUUUGAGGACAGCGAGGCCCUUGUUGGAGACCAUCUUAACUGAUGUGUGCGUCAGUGGCUGCUCCGUUUUUCUGUGGUGCUGGCUUGUGCCUUUCAAGGCCGAUCGUCUGUCAGUGAACACGUCCGUCCCCUGUGAGCUUUGCUGCUUCAAAUCAUUGGCGAGGGGGUUCAUCAGCCAAACAGACGUCAGCACCAAACAAGAGACCGAUUUUCUUUUUUUCUUUUUUUUUGUUGCUUCGUAUUGUUUUAACGGGACACGAGGCUUUGCCACAGAACGGUGUCUUUGACUCAAUGUUUGAGUUUUUUUUCCGAGUGUAUGUCUGUCAAACUGAAGAUAAAUGUGGGGAAUCACAUGUUUUAAAUGCUGUUUUUCAGUAAAACUGGGCAAUUUAAUGACGUGUUUGCCAAAACAUCCCUGUUUGAAUAUUUGAUAUAACCUCUUCAUUUUGCUCUCUCCCAAACGUUAAUAGUUGUGAUUUUCUUUCCUGCAAAUGAUUCUUGCAUGUGUUAUAUAUUGAGACCAUCUUUUCAAUUUGUGUUUGAUAUAUUUUAUGGGGUGACCAGACCCACAAAAGGGGUUUUCUAAGAUUUAGAGAUACUGUAUUCCAAAGUGAAGAGAGGACAGAGGAGGAGGUGUGAAGACAUCAAGAAAAAGUGUCAAUAUUUUUAUUGAGUUAUUGUUGUCUUUUUGCGCUGCUAAAAGCUAUGAAUUUGUGUCAUUUAUACAAAACAAAAUAACAUUACUUAGUUGUGAUGUGUCACUUGAGUGUGCUGCUAUUUUAUAAACAUGUGUAUUAUAAUAUAAUUAUUUUACUGCUUAAGAGAUACAUUCAGAAAAACAGAAGUAGAUGGUGAUAGAAGAACAUGAAAUGACUAUUCGACUGGAAAUGUUCUUUGUACAGUUUGACAGUUUGCUUAGAUAGCAUGUCUCCUUUCCCUCUUCUUUUAUCUAUUUUGCUCUCCUUCAGUCGCAUUCUUCAUCGGUGGUAUUUCCUACACCUCAGGAUUACUGGACAAAAACAAAACACAAACAAAUCUUCACCUCUGCGGUUAGCUAGUCUGGAGCGGAGGAGAAUGGGUGCCAUGGCAACAGUUUUUUUGUGGAUGAUUCCCUACUGUUUCAGUGGGGAAACAACUUGCUCAGUGAGAUGGACGUAAACAGUUGGAGGGUGGGCGCAGCAACAUUUCCUGUAGAGGUGGGAAGGGUGUAUUUUGUAGAUAGUUCAACCAUGUUAUAAUCUUGGUGCUACAUCCGACUUGUUGUGAUGGGGGAAACAGCAUUCCUAAGAUGGCCAAAGUACAGUUCUUGCUUUAUACAACCACAAUCACUCUGAAUGUCAGUCGAUAUGGAUUCUGUAUGUAAGAAAGCUACGUUUUGGUCUGAAACAUUAUAUGUGUGUGCGCACCAUUGUAACUGCCACGUAAGAAUGGGUUGAGCUACACCUGUCAUGUCUGACCAUAAAUACUCUGAUAUCUGGAAGUUUCAAUGGUGCAGAUUUCCCUUCUAGCUGCCCCGCCUCCACUAUAACUCAUAUCAUGUACCUCAAAUGUCUGUUGCACAACCUCUGUUCAAUAAACUUCUGCUUUAAAGGG